Manduca sexta (tobacco hornworm) is the source of this 4195-nucleotide messenger RNA. Its product is annotated as ATP-dependent DNA helicase Q4. The record is from RefSeq and is a predicted model, not a curated record. NCBI's taxonomy places the organism in Eukaryota, Metazoa, Arthropoda, Insecta, Lepidoptera, Sphingidae. Gene Ontology annotation, molecular function: ATP binding; nucleic acid binding; 3'-5' DNA helicase activity. Gene Ontology annotation, cellular component: cytoplasm; nucleus; chromosome. Gene Ontology annotation, biological process: double-strand break repair via homologous recombination.
UAUUACGGAUAAUAUGAAACAUAUUCACUGACGAGGAAAAUCGUACUGAAUUGAUAUUUACUCUGGAUUUGACAAUUGGAAAAAUGGAUUAUACUUUACCUGGAAUUGAUUAUACUUACGAAAACUACUAAUUGGAAUACUUACGAAAGACAAUAUAUUAAGAAUUUAAAUUUGAAGAAAAGAAAUACGUAAGACUAGGCAGUAUGGUCGUAAGACUAUAGCCUGUCCUCUAAGGACGAAGGAAAGAAAAAAUUCUCUAUGGUAUGUUGUUUUCUGCUCUUGGAGACUAAAAUCUUGCCGAUUCAAAAGUUUAUCAGCAUCUUUAACUUUUUAUAUGUUAUAAGAUAUUUCAAAAUGGACCUCAUAGAAUCAAUAAAAAAGGACAAAGCGUACCUCAAGUGUAAACUGAUUGUGAAAACCUGGGAAAAUGAAUUCAAGACAAUGUAUUCUCGUACACCUUCGAAAUUUGACAUAAAAGAAGCUCCUUCGAAAAUCAAAUAUGCGUAUAAAAAAUACUUUCAGUUAAAAAGUACCGCUUUAGAAAAUUCCCUUUCUGUGUGUGAUAUUGACGAAAACAUAGAUAUGUCUCUCGAGCCUAUUUCUAAUGACACAUUGAAAUCAGUCCCCACAACUCCAGAAAAGGACAUGCCUAUGUUGCCCACUGGUCAAGAACUCGAUAACCUUAUAUCACAAGUUCAAGUUCAGCAUUGCUCUAACAAACUUCAUCCAUGCACAGAAAAUUUGUCAAAGAAGCUAUUCCAUAACAGAAAAUUUUCUCUACGAAAUCCUAGAAAAUUAGGUGUCGCAAAAUCGCAAUCUGCAUUGGAUACCAUAAUUAAAAGAUCAAGUCAAGAACAUGGUGAAAAAACGUUUAAUUCAGAAUCUAUUUUGACAGAUGAAACAAUAAAACCAUAUACCGAUUUAGAAAAAAUAAUUAUUCCCACACCAUUACUUAAAUUUAAUGAUUGUAAAAACAGCCCAAAUGUACGAGUAUUAGAUAAAGCAUGGCUGAAGAGAACGACAGGAAUAGAGACUGAAGAAUUAGAGUAUAAUAGCUGUUAUGAAGAAUCCAAGAAAUUUGGUAUUAGAAAUAUAGACAUACCAACCAAAAAUACUUUGGAUAUCGUAGAAAACAGUGAAUCAGAGGAUGAUAUUGCAAUCAGCAAAUUAAAACCAGCGUUAAAGAAAAGAAAAAUGCAUAUUUGUGAUUUUGAAAAUCAGGGCAGGCAUAAUGAAACGAUCAACAAUGUUAAAAUAGAUAAUGAAAAACAAUGGUCAACUAAAAAGGAAACCAAUAAACACAAAGUAAAAAAGCAAGUUGGAAAAGUAAACUGUGAAGCAGAAGAUUCUCCACCAGAUAUUAAAGAAUAUGUUCCUUUUGCUCUAGAUAAAGAUAUACUCCCAAGACAUUCGGAAGUACUGAAAAAUAUGAAUACAACUGGUCCUGCCUCUAAAGAGGAUAAAAAACAAGAGAAAGCAGAAAGCUCAGCAAGUGCAGCAAUAACAAAUAAAAUAAAAUUGGGUACUCUAAAUGAUAACUUUGUUAAAAUUAAUAGAAAAAAGGUAUUUGUUAGAGGAAAGAAAAGUAUAAAUUUUUCAAAAUAUAAAAACAGCAAUGGAAAAAUAAAAGCUCUUCACGGAGGCAUGGAAUUUCCUGAAUCUGGAAAAAUAUCAUGUUUCAAGUGUGGAGGUACCGGACAUAUGUCAAUAUAUUGUGCUGCUCAUAAAGGAGAAUCUCUUUUACCUUUGGAAAGUUACAAUGAUAAUGAUUUGCCAACACUUGGAGACAUGCAAAAAUAUGUUUCAGACCAAAGUAAUGAAAAGCAGACACUUUCAGAGCAAUUAAAUGUUACAUUCAAGCCAAGUGAAAUUCCUGAAUCCUUUUUAAGUAUUUUAAAAGAGCCCUCAAACAGUUGUAAUGCUAACAUAAAACCUGUAUACAAUACCUCUCAAGAAAUACCCACAAAUGAUCUCCUAGAUGUUCUUCAUAAGUUUGGGCAUGAAUCAUUUAAAUCAGGUCAAGAACAAACCAUAAAACGCAUAUUAUGUGGUAUGUCAACACUACUUAUAUUGUCUACAGGUGGUGGUAAAUCCCUUUGUUAUCAAUUACCUGCUUAUAUUUACAGUCAGCACUACAAAUGUAUUACUUUAGUGAUUUCUCCACUUGUUUCAUUAAUGGAAGAUCAAGUGUUAAAUAUGCCAGAAUUUUUAAAAGCUGGUUGUUUGCACACUAAUCAGUCACCUACACAAAGACGUAAAAUUGUACAAUGUUUAAAGGAUGGCUUAAUAAAUAUUUUGUUGAUUUCUCCUGAAGCAUUAAUAUCUGGUGAUACAUCUAAUGGAUUUGCAGGCCUAUUUAAAUCCUUGCCCCAAAUUGCAUUUGCUUGUAUUGAUGAGGCUCAUUGUGUUUCACAAUGGAGUCACAACUUCAGACCCAGCUAUUUAAUGAUCAGCAGAGUCUUACGAGAAAAACUAAAUGUUAAAUGUAUACUUGGUCUAACGGCUACAGCCUCUCAGACCACUAUUAAAAGCAUUAUUCAACAUUUAAAUAUUUCUGAUGGUAUUAGUGGGGUAAUUACAAAUCCUAAUUUACCUGAUAAUCUUUGUUUGUCUGUAUCAUUUGAAAGAGAUAAGGAUAAGGGGCUUAUAUCCUUUUUGAACUCUGAACGAAUCUCAUCAUUCAAUUCUAUUAUUGUUUAUUGCAUACGUAGAGAUGAAUGUGAAAGAGUGGCUGCUAUGUUAAGAUCAAGCCUUCAGGAAGUUGGGAAAAUGAAUAUGGAAAAACCGAGCAAAAAACGGAAAAGAAUGUCUUAUAUUGCUGAAUCUUAUCAUGCUGGGAUGUCAGCAGCUCAAAGGAAAAAAAUUCAGACUCACUUUAUGAAUGGCGCCCUGAGAAUUAUAGUUGCGACUGUUGCUUUUGGUAUGGGUAUAAAUAAAUCUGAUAUCAGAUGUAUAAUUCAUUACAAUAUGCCGAGUAGUUUUGAGUCUUAUGUACAAGAAGUUGGAAGAGCUGGACGUGAUGGUCAACUGGCAAUUUGUCAUGUAUUGAUGAAUAACAGUAAUAAUGAUAAAAAUGAACUUUUGAAACAUAUUCAUGCAAACUCCAUCGACAGGCCUACUAUAAGAAAACUACUUCAAAGAGUAUUUAUUCCAUGUGAGUGUUUAUCACACCAGUCAGAAUCCACUAACAAUCUAUCUAUUCAAUGUAAAGGUCAUGAAGUUGGAAUACCUAUAGAUGUCACAGUGGAAGAGUUGGAUUUGCCUUCAGAAAAUAUUGCUACAUUGCUUUGCUAUGUAGAACUCCAAACGAAAAAUUAUAUAAAAGUAUUAAAUAAUGCAUAUACUAUGUGCAAAAUCUCUUCUUAUGGAGGACCAAAAAUGAUACUCCUAGCUGCCAAAACCUGUGUUCCUCUAGCAACAGCAAUUCUUUUAGAAAGUAAAAAAGAUCCAUCAGUUGUAAACAAAAGUGUAAUAGAAUUUAAUGUUAUUGAUGUAGCUUCUGCAAUAGGUUGGGAGAGUGGUAUAACUAAAUACCAAUUAAAAAAUUUGGAAUGGAUAUCAGAAUCUGGAGCAGCUAGAAGAUCCCAUUUAAAAGUAGAAUUUCACACACUAGGAUUUAGGAUAAAAGCUAGAGGUGACUUAACAUCUACAGAACUUGAUAAUGUUUUAGAUGAGCUCCACGAAUCGGUACUAUUUCAAGAUAAAACGAAAUUAUAUCAAUUGGAGGAAUGUAAUGAGGCAUUUAAGCAACUUGCUAACUGCUUUAUAGACGAUGGUUAUUCAACUCUUAAUUUAGAAAAAUCCAAUGAACUUAAAUUAACGAUACGAAAUUACUUUGAAAGAGAAAAUAGUUUGCCUGAAUAUGUUGUAUUGCAAGAAAGAGCUCUAGAUACAGAAAGAGUUAUUAGUGAUGUUAGAGCUUUAAUAUCUUCAUAUAAAGAUUGCACUUUUACAGGCAGAAGUAUUGCCAGAAUUUUUCAAGGAAUUUCUUCACCUAAUUUUCCUGCCAUUGUUUGGGGAAGAUGUAAAUUUUGGCGUUCGCACACACAUGAAGACUUUAAUGGUUUAAUUACAAUAGCAACGCAGCAACUAAUGCAAAUGAAAAUUUAGUAUUUUGGUACAAAAACUUAUUUAAUGUUAUAUAAAAAAAGACUGUAUGAUGACUCUUGAUAAAAUAAAAUUACAUAAAUGACUA